This is a messenger RNA of Closterium sp. NIES-67, 593 nucleotides long. NCBI's taxonomy places the organism in Eukaryota, Viridiplantae, Streptophyta, Zygnematophyceae, Desmidiales, Closteriaceae. The record is from the annotation of a GenBank genome assembly.
AAGGAACUCAUGUCUCUGCUCGGGACCAAACUCGCCAUGUCAUCCGCCUGCCAUCCGCAGACUGAUGGACAGACCGAGCGCCUCAACCAAAUUGUAGAGCAACUUCUCCGCGCAGCAUGCAAAGACGAAAUUUCUAAAUGGGACUUGCAUCAGCCUGUCCUGGAGUUUGCCUACAACAAUGCCACUCACGCCGCUACUGGACAGACGCCGUUCUUCCUCUGCUACGGACGCCACCCGCUCACGCCACAAAAACCGACAGCAUUAGCUACAAUUCACAACGCCUUCCAUGUCCAACUUCUGAAGCCCUAUCGUGACCCUAACACGGUCUUCACCGGACGCCAACCGCCGCUGCCGCCACCCAUCCUCGUCCACGAUGAACCCGAGUACGAGGUCGAGUCCGUGCUCGCACACCGCCGUCGUCGGAAUGGCACCAUGGAGCUUCUCAUCCGUUGGAAGGGUUAUGAUCAUUUUGAGGACACUUGGGUUCCUGAAUCCGAGAUGGGUAACGCCCGUGGUCCUCUUCGCGACUACCUUGUCAAGCAGGGUGUUACUUCAACCACCCAGCUUUGAGGGGGGGAAGUGUGAGAGUACGA